Molecule: messenger RNA, 1488 nt
Organism: Symbiodinium sp. CCMP2456
Lineage: Eukaryota; Dinophyceae; Suessiales; Symbiodiniaceae
Source: the annotation of a GenBank genome assembly
AUGGCCACUUCCAUUUGGUCAGCUUUGCUCUUCCUGACGAUGUCCCGGGCUAUGCUCAGCAGCACAUCCCGAUGUUUGCCGAAGUGGGCCAGUUUCCUCAUCACCUUCCUGGACUCGCACAAAGACUUUCACAUCGAGGCGGGCAAGGCUUUGUGCCUGUACUCCUCGAUCCACGUGACUGGCCACACCAUCGGCACAGUCCCGGGCGUGAUGCAGAAGAGCGUGGCUGAGUUGAACCGACUGCUGGGAUGUGCACAGGACGAUCCUCCCUGGCUGGUGGAUCUCGAUUUGAGUCAACUCUACUGGCCCAUGUGCCCGCUGACGGAGGAAAACAAGCCGAAGACGUUCACGGAAGCCUUGUUCCUCACCGUUCCUGGCGUAACCGGAGCCAUGCUUACAGGUAUGUUGGCCCUGAUUGCUUUCACGAGCCGGCAGAGCUUUCGCAGCAAACACUUUGAAUGCUUCUGGAACCUGCACAACGUGGCGAUCUUCUCAUGGCCGAUUCUUCUCUUCUUCCACGGGUCACAAGGUUGGGUUGGGGUCGGCAUUCCGUUGGUCGUCAUUGUCUCGGCCCUCCCUAUCACGACCUAUGCCAUUGGCCGCAUCGCACGCCUCCUCCGCUACUACCUCUUCGUUGGGAAGGCCGUACGGAUCCUUCGCGCCACGGUGAGGUUGGGGAGGAAGGGCGAUGUCAACGGCUCUUUGACUCAGCUGGAGGUGACGCCGCCUCCGUACUUGUGGAGUUUCCAUGCUGGCAUGUAUGCAUUCAUCUGUAUGCCGGACUAUGCGCCGCUGCAGUGGCAUCCCUUCACGAUUACAUCUGGUAAGGAUGAUGCAACCGUGAACUUUCUCGUGGCAGGUGUGGGCGACUGGAGCAAUGAAGUGGCACGGCGCUGCCUGAAGGGUGAGUUGCCCCGCUUGGCCUUGGAUGGGCCUUUCGUUUCCCCCACACAGUCAGCCAUGGACAAGGAGGUCCUUGUCGCUAUCGGCGCUGGGGUCGGUGUCACGCCGUUCCUCUCCUUGCUCUCCACCUUUUUGGUGCAGCUUUCAGGAACCGAUGCAUCCUCGCUACUCGAGGCCCAUUUCUACUGGGUCACGCGGGAUCCGAGUGAGUUCAUCUUCGGCGCGCCCUUGCUGCGGAACUGGCUCUCCCACCGACCCCUGCACGCCAAGAUCGUGGUGCACCUUUACACCACGUCCAGAUGCCCUGAGAAGGACCUGCCGAGCUUCCUUUUCAAGGAAUGCCUCAAGCGACAGGGUGCAGUCGAUCGCCAAUACUUCAAGGCCGUCUUCCCUGAGUGGCAGCGACAGAAUCUGCAGGCUCCAGGUCCUCAAUUUCCUUGGUGCUGGGCAGAAGGUGGCCAGGAAGAGCUUUUGUGGGUGCCCUGCCCAUCCCGAGAUGACUUCACGGAGAAGUUCUGGCUUGUCAGCAGUUCGUCCCCAGGCGCGAGGGCCCAUACUCUGCCCACAAUGUUGGGGCCCAAAUAA